This is a messenger RNA of Frankliniella occidentalis (western flower thrips), 4635 nucleotides long. RefSeq names its product transcription initiation factor TFIID subunit 2 (gene Taf2). Gene Ontology annotation, cellular component: transcription factor TFIID complex. Bases 123 to 4088 code for a protein of 1321 amino acids. NCBI's taxonomy places the organism in Eukaryota, Metazoa, Arthropoda, Insecta, Thysanoptera, Thripidae. The record is from RefSeq and is a predicted model, not a curated record. The transcript has 18 exons. Gene Ontology annotation, molecular function: RNA polymerase II general transcription initiation factor activity; transcription cis-regulatory region binding; chromatin binding. Gene Ontology annotation, biological process: transcription initiation at RNA polymerase II promoter.
CCCGAACGCGAAAUGAGUGUCAACACCGGUGAAAUUUCACCAAACUCGUCGUUAAUGUCACACUUAUUUUAAGAACGAUUUAAUUCUAUUCAAUCAAUGGUUUAUCAGUAAUAUCAGUCAUAAUGAAGAAAGAUCGGAGUGGAGAUUCAACGCGCCCGUUCAAAUUAGCCCAUCAAAUUGUUAGCCUGACAGGCAUCAGUUUUCAACGUAAAAGUAUAAUUGGAUUAGUCGAACUUACUAUUGUUCCUCAGAAGGAGAACAUCAGACACAUUAAAUUGAAUGCAAAACAAAGCCGAAUUUACAGAGUAACUCUCAAUGACCAAUAUGAAGCUCCAUUCCAGUACUUUGAUCCCUUCUUGGAUAUUUGUCAAGCAGACCCUAAGCAGAGGUCCUUAGAGUAUUUUGCCAGUGCUCACCUGACAGCUGCUCUUCAGAUUGAUCCAGAUAAUAAUGCUGGUGAACUUGUGAUCAGUUUACCAGUUGAAGCCCAACAUCUUGUAAGAGAGGGUCAACCUCUUCGAGUGGGAAUUGAAUUUUCUUUAGAGAAUCCACAAGGAGGAAUUCAAUUUGUUGUUCCUGAUAUUGAAGGAACACCUAAAGAAAAAGGAGCUCAUAUGUUCACAUAUGGCCACUCUUCAAGAUUGUGGUUUCCCUGUAUUGAUAGUUUUGCUGAGCCCUGCACAUGGAAGCUAGAGCUAACUGUUGAUGAAUGUAUGACAGCUGUAUCAUGUGGUGACCUAGUCGAAGUUGUUUCUACACCAGAUAUGAGAAGGAAAACAUUCCAUUAUGUUCUCUCUACACCUGCAUCUGCACCAAAUAUCGCACUUGCUGUUGGGCCUUUUGAAAUAUUUGUGGAUCCGUACAUGCAUGAAGUUACACACUUUUGUCUCCCACAAUUACUUCCUCUCCUUCAAGUCUCAGCAAGGUACAUGCAUGAAGCAUUUGAAUUCUAUGAGGAAACAUUAGAAAAUCGGUACCCUUAUGCUUGCUAUAAGCAAGUUUUUGUUGAUGAAACUCCAGAGGAUGUGGCAGCCUAUGCUACUAUGAGUAUUCUUAGUGUAAAUCUUCUACAUUCUUCUUCAAUUGUUGAUCAAACCUACAUCACAAGGAAGGCUAUGGCUCUUGCCAUUGCUGAGCAAUUUUUUGGAUGUUUUAUCUCUAUGCAGAACUGGAGUGAUAACUGGCUUCCCCAAGGCAUUGCUUCUUAUCUCUGUGGACUGUAUGCAAAGAAAAGUUUUGGUAAUAAUGAGUACAGAGAAUGGAUCCGAUCUGAGUUGGAAGAGGUGAUAAAAUAUGAGGAAACAUAUGGUGGCAUUGUGCUUGACCCAAGCCAACAACCUGCUCCUACUCCUGCUUCUUCUACAACAUCCCCUCUAGCUCCUCAAAGGAACAAUCAGCAACCUUUUUAUUUCUCAACGAGAUCUUUGCACACAAUGUCUCCUAAAUACUUAGAAAUGCAAAGGAAGAAGGCGCAUCUCAUAAUGCGAAUGCUUGAAGACAGAAUUAAACAAGAGCGCUUGUUGCAGGUGUUGAACAAACAACUCUCACUGGCUAGUAUUGCAGCUCAACAAAAGCAGGCCUCCAACCAGUGGAGUCAUAUGCUAAUUAGUACCAAUGUUUUCACUAAAGCAAUUUUUACUGUCACUGGCUCAGACAUGUCAGUAUUUAUUGAUCAGUGGGUACGCACUGGUGGCCAUGCGAAAUUCCAUCUUAGUUUUGUGUUCAAUCGGAAAAGGAAUACUGUUGAGUUGGAAAUCAAACAAGAUGCAUUAAAUCAAAGGGGUAUUAGAAAAUAUAUGGGACCUUUGUUCGUCACAAUCCAGGAGCUAGAUGGCACUUUCACACAUCAAUUACAAGUGGAGGGGACACCUGCCAAAACUGACAUAACUUGUCAUUCCAAGAGUCGUAGAAACAAAAAGAAAAAAAUUCCGCUUUGCACAGGUGAAGAAGUUGACAUGGACUUGACUGCAAUGGAUGCAGAUUCUCCGGUCCUCUGGGUCAGGCUUGAUACUGACAUGACCAUUCUACGGUCUGUAUUUAUCGAGCAACCCGACUUCAUGUGGCAGUAUGAGCUCAAGCAUGAACGAGAUGUAACAGCACAGCUAGAUGCAAUUGUUGCACUAGAGCGUUUUCCCACAGCUGCAACUCGUGGUGCACUCACAUAUAUCAUUGAAAGUGAAACUACAUAUCAUAAAGUGAGAUGCCAAGCAGCACAUUGCUUAACAAAAGUUGCAAAUGCCCUAGUUGCUACAUGGUCAGGCCCCUCUGCUAUGCAUCAGAUAUUCCAAAAGCAUUUUGGUUCUGCUUCUUGUCCUCAUAUUGUUAAGCAAAAUGACUUUAAAAACCUUCAACACUAUUUUCUUCAAAAGACUAUUCCUAUAGCGAUGGCAGGCUUGAGAAACACUCUAAAUAUUUGUCCUCCAGAUGUACUUAACCUCCUCCUGAACUUAUUCAAGUACAAUGACAAUAGCAAGAACUGCUACUCUGAUAAUUACUACAGGGCAGCUCUGAUUGAUGCCUUAGGUGAGACUAUCACACCAGUGGUUUCAGUUGUAGGAAUGCAGCAUGGAACAAUUUCAAGUGAAUCUCUCACUUCUGACACAAAAUGUAUUUUAGAGGAAGUAGUUCGUUGUUUGAAUCUAGAAAAAAAGUUACCUUGCUAUAAACAAGUAGUUUCAGCUGCUUGUUUGAGAACAAUUCGGAAGCUACAAAAAUUCGGCCAUCUACCUAGUCAACCUACCAUUUUCAGAUCUUACACUGCAUAUGGGAUAUUUAUUGAUGUGAGAUUAGCAGCAUUAGGAGCAUUAGUUGACUUCACCAAAGCUGAUGGCAAAUGGGAGGAUCUGGAGUUUUUGCUUGAUAUUGCUGAAAAUGAUCCAGAUCAUAUGGUUCGCCAUAAAUUGCUAAGAAUGAUGAUUGAAAAUCCACCAUUUCAUAAAUCUCAAAAACACCGCCUGGACAAAGACAAACUUGUUGAUCGACUGUGGUCAAACAUUAAUGAACAACUUUCUCAUGACACUCAGCAACGGUGUGAUAUGGUUGAUUUGUAUUAUGCACUGUAUGGUACAAAACGUCCAUUUUGUCUGGCCCAAAAUGAACUAUCAUUCCUCAAGCCAGAACGUGCAAGUCCCACCUUUGAUCAUAGUUUCAACAGAGAAAAUGACUUGGAUCACAAUGAUGAAGGUCCUGAUCCCGAUUUAGAAUGGGAACGGGAGAGAAUUAGGGAGAAAGAUAGACUGGAACGUGAGAGAGAAAGAUUGGAGAGGGAGAAAGAAAAAGAAAGAGAGAGAGAAAGGGAAAGAGAAAGAGAAAGAGAAAAAAAGAAAGAAAGAGAAAGAGCUAUUGAAAAAGAACGAGAUACUUCAAGACAUCUAGAAUUUGGAGUUGAUGUUAAAUCUGAAGUUGAGGUACAAGAAGAGGUUGACCUUGGGCCUGUAUUUAUUGAUGAAGAGCCCAGUAUGAAGCGUAAAGCAACAUCACCUCUGAUGUUGCAUCGGGAGCCAGAGGUUUUAUCUGCAGAUGACAACCUUGAACUUGUGACUGUAGAAGUUGUUGCUGGUGAUGAAAACAAAGUUCGAAUUAAAGAUGAACCAAAUCUCCUUGCUGCCCCACCUGGUGGUUCUACAAAUUCCUCUUUGUCACAGAGCUCCACUACUCAUCCUGUAAAGACUGAAUACUUUUCCGACAACUCUGCAUCCCUUCCAGGAAUUUCAGGACCAAGGCAUGGUCCUGUUGGAUUUGAGCCGGGAAUGUUUAAAGGAGGUAUAGCCUUUGUUCCUGCAAGUGAUUCCGCUGGACAGUCAAAGACGCCAAACAGCAAACCAGACACCAGCAACAAACCUAAGAAAAAGAAAAAAGAUAAGAAACACAAGAAACAUAAGCACAAGCACAAGCACAAACAUGACAAAGACAAAAGAGAUAAAAAUAAAGAUAAGGACAAGGAAAAGGACAAGGAUAAGGAAAAGGACAAAGAAAAGGAAAAGGACAAAGAAAAAGAUAAGGACAAGGAGAGAGAGGAGGAUUCAAUGAGUUCCUUGAGUUCCAGUCCAAGUCCUGAACCAUCUGUUUUAACAGAUAUUGUAUUCUGAUAUUCUAAAUAAAUAAAUAAAAAAAAAAAAAAAAAAAAAAAAAAAGUGGAUUUUGUGAAAGUUGUGCCCUAGUCAACACAGGUCUAAUUUUUCACUCAAUUAGAAAUUUCAACCCACAUCUUCCAUUUCUGCUCAUAAUCCAUGAAAAUUUUCACUUAGAGCAAUUUUUAUGUCUUGCACAUUGUAUGAACUUAUGCCCCGGUAUUUUAUUUAAAGAAGUUAAAGAUCUCUUUGAGGAGUAUCUAAACUUGUCAUCAAUUGCUUCAAUGUCAAAUAUUAGAAUUACAGGAAUUUCUAUCCGCUUUACAUAUUGUAAAUUGGUUGUAAUCCACCUGUUCUGGUAUACCUUUUCAGUCAUGUUCAAGUUACUGUUAUGAUCUCUCUGUCUACUUUAUUUGAAUUUACAUGUUUACCGUCUAAGAGGUAAUCCUAGCCCACUACUUUUAUGUAAUUUGUUAAACAUUCAAAAAUAUUUUUAUUGUGAAUGAUGGUUGUGUACAGUGUAUUUUAUGUAAAAACAAUAACAAUACUGAGAUAUGAACAUGAA